AUGUUGUAUCAUGCCAAGGUGUACGACCGGAGCGGGAAGGACAAGAGAUUGAGCGAGUGGAAGAGCGGGAGCAAAGAGAGGCGGGUUGUGGUGGCCAGCAAUGCAUUAGGGUUGGGAAUCGACACCGGAGACACCAGAGCGGUUGUGCAUGCCGGAAUGCCACGGGAUUUGGCCAAUUAUGUACAGGACAGCAGACGGGCGGGGAGAGAUGGGUUGCCUAGCGAGGCGAUUGUAUUAUUACCAGAGGAGUCAGCUAAGCGCCGAAGGGGGAUUAACAGCCGGGAGUUAGGUGGGGCGCGACCCGUCGUUUACCGGCAUAAAAAGGAGACGGGGGAUAGGGAGGAGGAGGAGAUGGCGCGUGAGGUUGAGGAGUACGUCUGA
This is a messenger RNA of Pseudogymnoascus verrucosus, 381 nucleotides long. RefSeq lists its product as uncharacterized. The record is from RefSeq and is a predicted model, not a curated record. Gene Ontology annotation, molecular function: 3'-5' DNA helicase activity; four-way junction helicase activity. Gene Ontology annotation, biological process: double-strand break repair via homologous recombination. Bases 1 to 381 code for a protein of 126 amino acids. The transcript has a single exon. NCBI's taxonomy places the organism in Eukaryota, Fungi, Ascomycota, Leotiomycetes, Thelebolales, Thelebolaceae. Gene Ontology annotation, cellular component: chromosome; cytoplasm.